CACCCACCGUUUUUGACCUAAGGUCGCAACCACUAUGAACAAUCCCACCACGCGCACUCGUGUUCGUCGUCGUCACCACUUCAACGAACGUCUCACGGCUAACGUGCCUGUCCAAUGCCACCAACCGAAAAACACAACAUUACGGGUAUUUGUGAUGUGAUUACAUUUAUAUUAAAUUAAAAAAUACAUUUAGAAAUCCUUAAAUGUCGGUUGUCGGGUGACCUAGGAAAUAUUUGCGAAGAUAAAGUAAAUACUUUCGAUAGAAAUUUCAAAAAUCUUUUAAUUUCAUGUGGCAUUAAAUCGCUUGUUCGUCGGUCACGUUGGUUCCGUCGUCGUAUUGUUAUCAUAACUUCCAAUUUUGUGAUUUGUAAUUACUUAUUAUUAUUAUUUUUUUGCGACCAUGAUCUCAUCGUCGUUAUAGCACGUCGAUUUACCAGUAGGUAAGCAAAAUACGGACGUUUCAGACCGCUAUUUCCCAUGUUCGACAACGACAAAUGAUCAGAACAUUUGAUUGGUGCAUCCCACAAAAAAAUGGAAGCUGUGGCACAGUUUGAUUAUACAGCUCAAGAGCCAGACGAAUUGACUUUAAAAAAAGGUGAUGUGAUAACUGAUGUAAAACCUUUACCCGAUGGAUGGAUGGAAGGAUAUAAAGAUGGGAAAAAGGGAAUGUUUCCUGACAACUAUGUUAAGAUCAUGCAUGCGUCUAGUGGAGUUGUACUAAGAAAAAAAAAUCCUAGAAAAUGUAAAGUGUUAUUUAGCUACAAACCAGCAAAUCGAGAUGAGCUAGAACUUAAUAUUGAUGAUGUAAUAGAAGUUUUUGGUGAAGUUGAAGAAGGUUGGUGGAAAGGACAGCUUAAAAAUCAGACAGGAGUUUUUCCUUCAAAUUAUGUGACUGAAAUUACAGAUGUUAAAAACAUAUCAAGAAGUGAUUCAAAAACGUCAAAUAGCUCGCUAAAAAAAGAAGAAAGCUUAAAAAAAGAUAAACCCGCUGAACCUAUCAAAAGUUCUGAUGAAUUAAAUGUACCUAAUUUACCACCAAAGCCAGCUAAAGAAGUAUGUGUUUCUCUAUUUCCUUAUGAAGCUGUUAAUAGUGAUGAACUAACAUUAGCUGAAGGUGAUUUAAUAACUAUUUUAUCACGAGAAGUAGAAGAUAAAGGUUGGUGGAAAGGAGAAUUAAAGGGGAAAAUCGGAGUAUUUCCAGACAACUUUGUACAGAUUGUGAAUCAUGAAGAGGUAGCCAAUAAAUUGGAAAAAUCAUCUAGCAGUCCUCGUAGUGGUACAACAGCAUCAUUACGUAAAUUUAUGCAAAGUCAAAUGGAAAAAUCUAUAGCUCCUGUUGUUAGUAAAAAACCAGUAUUGCCACCUCCUCCUCCUACAACUAAGAAACCACCAACUACAAAAAGUUCAUCAACUUCCUCUAUUUCGAAAACUAUAAGUGGUCUUAAAUCUUUGUUAAAUGCUGAACAAAACUCUGAUAAAUCAAAAUCAAAUACAUCUGACCAUGAUGAAAAUAAACAAUAUGGUUCUAUUGCAGUAAAACGUUCUGAAUCUGUUGGUUCUAUGAAAAAAACUCCAGAUUCUAUAGAUGGUAGUUGUAUGAGUAAAUCAACUUAUAAUGUAACUCCUACGUCUGUACCAGAAUCUCCUUCAUCUUUUAUCAUCUCAAAUCAUGAUAAUAGUAGUGGUGAACCUAAAAGUCCUGAUUUUGACCAGAUUGAAAGAACUGCCAUGCUUAGUCACCCAACAGCAUCUCGAGCUAAAGCACCUCGUAGAAGACCACCAUCAGCUGCUUUUAGUCUUCCUAGUGAAGAUGAUCCUACUGUAGAUCCACCUCCAGUUAAUGGUAUACCUGGCGUAGACAAAGAAAAAGCCCCUUGGGUCCAAGAGCUUAAAAUGAAUCAGGCUAAAAAAACUUCUGCUAAUUCUGUGACUGGAGGUACCAGAACUAGAGUUAUGAUUAGUCCGUCCACUACAACAAUAACAUCUGAAAGUUCAGAUACCACUACAGUCACAUCUAAAGCAGGGUUAACAUCUGUUGGAAUAGGAGGAGUAGUUUUCAAACCCCCUGGUUAUAUACCACCAUUAACUACACCUGAACCAGUAACAGUCAGCACGCCAGCUAGUCCAGUUACAUUGGCCCCAACAGAACUCAAUUCUUCUACACCAUCUGUUGAAAGAAGUCUAAUAGCUGUCUUAAAUGAAAAAGUUAAGCAACUUGAGUCAACAGUACAACAACAAAGCCAUCUUCUUGAUAAGUUAUCAGCUAAAUUAGAUGUUGAAAUUGAAAAACGUAUAUUUAUAGAAAAAGAAAUGAAAAAAGUCAUGGAACUUGUGACACGAGUAUAACAUGGCUAGUGUUAAAUUAUACUGUAAUAUGGAAAGAAAAUCAAACCAUUACUAUUAUUUAAAUUUUAAAAUAAUGUCUUGAGUCAUUGUUUUAAUUUUGCCAUUCCAAUUAUAACUAUAUUAUAGUUCUAUGUUUACAUAAAACCUUGAGUUUGCGAUUUUUCUACAGACUAUUAAGUUAGAAUAAUUUGAAGUUUCAACAAGUUCUUUAAUUUUUAUACUUAUUUUUUCUAUUAACGACCAAAUCUGUAUUAUUAACUAUUUAUUUUUGAUAUACUCUAGUCUUCAAUUUUCAAUUAUCUUUUCUAUUAUACUAUUCAAGUACUGCAAAUCCAUUCCUUGUUAUUUUUGUGUGUAUUAUAUGUUUUCUCAUCUACAAAUUGUGAUAAAUAACUGUGGUGGGUGUAACAGCACUUAGUGCACAUCUUUAUUUAUAAUUUUCAAUCAAUGUUAAAAUUGAUUUUUUACCUAAUUAAAAUGACAACUUUUGUAUUUUUUCCAUUGAAUGAAUUAUUUUGGUUUUUGAUGUAAACACAAUUAUUUUUUCAAUCAAAAUUAGUGAUAAAACAUCUAAUUAAUAAUUUAGCUAACUAGCUGUAAUAUAUUAAUUAUCGAAAAUAAUUAAAUAUAUUGUACUCUGUUCUAUGUAUAACUAAAUUUAAAAGGAAUUUUAGUAUCAAUUUAUAAUAUUAUAUAUUAUGUACUUAAUUAUUAAAUAUUUUAUAAAUCUAUACUUAAUAGAUUACUCGUCAUUGAUUUUUGUUGUAAUGUUAUAGUAAUAAUUCAGAUUUUAAAUACCAUUUAGUAUUUUUAUAAACCACAUAAAUAUAUACUUGCAAUUUAUUUAUUAUUUUUUGGUAUACAUUAAUAUAGUAGUAAACAUUUUUACACUUAUUUAAUUUAAAAAUUCUUUCACUCUCAAAUUGUGUAAGUCAAAUUAGAUUUUAAUUUCUUAUCCCAAAUUAUGUUAUAUGUAAUAUUAUCACUAAAAUAUGUUUUGGAGUUCAAAGAAUUCCAAGAUGUUUACAAAAGUUUAAAAAAUUAUAGACUAAACUAUUUUUUUAUUGUUUUUUAUUUUUACUUUUUUUUUAUAUGUUUUAUAGAAUAAUUAUUAUUUUUUUGUAUACAGAAUAAUGUACUUACAAAUAAAUUGUUAUCUAUUUUAAUACAAAAUUUUGGCAAAUUGACUGAUAUUGCAUAGCCUAUUAUUAUAAUACAGACUAUUUUAUGUAUAAAUUGAGGUGUCUUGGUUUAACAUCAAUAUUAUAAUUGAGUUUUUAUCUUUUUGUAUUCCAAUAAUAUUCAUUCUCUAUUUAUGAAAAACACUAUUCAAUCAUUAUUAUUUUAUAUUUUUAUGAAUGUAUUUUUUAUACAAUUAUUUUAAUGAUAAAAUUUUAUAUGUAAUUUUCAAUGGCAGCCAUUUUAACAUACCAAGAAACAGUCUACUUUAUUUUAUUGUACCAUUGUUUAAAAUAAUUAUAUUAUAUAAAGAUAAAAAAUUGUUUGAAUAUUAUUGUAAGUUGUCCAGUGGUGUCAUAUAUUUUAUAAUUUGUUAAUUAUUAUUUUUAAUUAAAUCAUUUAAAAAAUCAA
Messenger RNA from Daktulosphaira vitifoliae (grape phylloxera), 3936 nucleotides. RefSeq names its product SH3 domain-containing kinase-binding protein 1 (gene cindr). The transcript has 11 exons. Lineage: Eukaryota; Metazoa; Arthropoda; Insecta; Hemiptera; Phylloxeridae. Gene Ontology annotation, molecular function: protein binding. Bases 532 to 2346 code for a protein of 604 amino acids. The record is from RefSeq and is a predicted model, not a curated record.